AUAUCACUAAAAAUUCCGGAUGUAUGGAUGGGAGUAAUUUGUUUGGCUAAAUAAAUUUUCAUUUCCUACUUUCUGACAAUAUUCAAAUCCAUCCGCUUGCGUAAAUGAAGUGAAAGAACUACUUCCAAGUCAACCAUGAGUCUUCUUCAAAUAAUGCAAAAACGACACACAUAACUCUUGACUCUUCCAUUCUUCGUUUAACAUCUCGUUCUUCGUUCUAGGCUUCUAGCUCAAUACAAACACCCGAAUAUAAAUCAUUCAAUUUAAAAACAAUAGUUGAAAUUUUCGAGUUCACUCAAAACAAUCCAUGUCCAGGGGAGCAGAUCGGAGCUGCUGCAACUUCUGCUGUACCUUCCUAUUCACCUCCGGCCUCACCGCUCUCUUCUUAUGGUUAAGUCUGCGUGCCUCAAACCCUACAUGCUCCAUCCAGCAAUUUGACGUUCAUGCCCUCAACAAAACCGCGAACGCCACCUCAAACCACACAAUCUACUUCGAUCUCAAACUAGAUAACAAAAACAAAGACAAGGGAAUUUACUACGAUGCCCUCAACCUCACGUUUUAUUACGGCACCAACAAGAGUCAACGUAUUGGUAACUUUACCAUCAAGGGCUUUUACCAGGGGCAUCAUAAGAAUACCCAUAGGGAAAAUAACGUGACUUUUGAUGCGGUUUCGGUUUCGGGUUCGGUUUUUCGGGUGGAUUUGGAAACGAAGGUGAGGUUCAAGAUCAUGGGGUUUAAGACUAAGAGACAUAGGAUAGCUGUGUGGGCUCAAGUAGAGGUGAAUGAUAAUGGUCAGAAAAAGAAGAAGAAGGGGAUCAAGUUGAAAUCCGGAGCACCGGAGUUUCAACGCUAUCGUGCAAGGGGACUAUUGUUUUUAGUUGUCUUUAGUUCUACAUUGGUCUUGUUGUCUAUUCUUUAGACUUUGUUUAUUUGUAUUUUGUUGGUACUUUAAUUUUUAAAGUUUUAUUUUGUGCCGAUAGAA
Daucus carota subsp. sativus is the source of this 982-nucleotide messenger RNA. Its product is annotated as protein NDR1. The coding region runs from base 308 to 919 and encodes 203 amino acids. The transcript has a single exon. Gene Ontology annotation, cellular component: plasmodesma; plasma membrane. Gene Ontology annotation, biological process: defense response to other organism. The record is from RefSeq and is a predicted model, not a curated record. NCBI's taxonomy places the organism in Eukaryota, Viridiplantae, Streptophyta, Magnoliopsida, Apiales, Apiaceae.